Molecule: messenger RNA, 681 nt
Organism: Phaethon lepturus (White-tailed tropicbird)
Lineage: Eukaryota; Metazoa; Chordata; Aves; Phaethontiformes; Phaethontidae
Product: clusterin-associated protein 1-like
Exons: 5
Coding region: 97-681 (194 amino acids)
Biological process (GO): cilium assembly
Cellular component (GO): centrosome; cilium; intraciliary transport particle B
Source: RefSeq, a predicted model, not a curated record
AAAGCUCACAUAAAGCUCAACACUAAAAAGCUUUACCAGGCAGAUGGCUAUGCAGUGAAGGAACUGCUAAAGGUCACCUCUGUGCUUUAUGGUGCUAUGAAUACCAAGGGAGUGGAACGUGCAGACGUGAGCGAGGAAGACAGCAGCAAGUUCAAGUUUGAUCUUGGCUCAAAAAUUACUGACUUGAAGGCAGCUAGACAGCUUGCUUCCGAAAUCACCUCCAAAGGAGCAAGUCUCUAUGACUUACUUGGCAAAGAAGUUGAACUAAGGGAAGCAAGAACAGAAUCUAUUGCCAGACCUUUGGAGAUAAAUGAGGCUGAGAAGGUGAUGAAAAUUGCCAUUGACUGUGUUCUGGAACAAGUCCAAAAGACUAAAGACAUGUUGAAUAAUGUGGCUUUGGAUGAAGCCAAUUUGGAAGCCAAGAUUGAAAAACGAAAACUGGAACUGGAAAGAAGCCAGAAGAGGCUACAGACUCUACAAAGUGUUCGUCCUGCUUUUAUGGAUGAGUAUGAGAAGAUUGAGGAGCAACUGCAGAAACAAUAUAGUAGUUACCUAGAAAAAUUCCGUAAUCUGACCUACAUGGAGCAGCUCCUGGACGAUCAUCGUAGGACAGAGCAAGAAAUGUUUGAGGUAAGGCAGCUUAGAAAUGCUCGGAAAGACUGUAUAUCAUGCUGGUUUUGA